AUGCCACUGGGAAACAGGAAAUUACGUCAAUCAGGCGGCGGCACGGCAUCAGCGGAAGGAGCAGUUUUGGAACAGCACGUAAGCCAGUGCUCCCUCGCAGCCCUCCAUCCCACCCACCAGUGCUAUCUUAAUAACAUUAUGGGCCCCCGGGCAAAGCAGUGCACUGGGGCCCUGCCUACACACAAAUCAAAGGAAUAAAAAUAAAAAUUAUAGAUAAAAUUAGGCUUAUAUUUAUUAGUAUCUCCAACAAAUGCAAUACAUACAUAAAAUACAUAUACACAGACUGCUGAACACAUUCACAAACCGACUGAAUACAUACACCGACACACAGUCCGCUGAUUACACACACACACACAAACAUACAGACUGCUGAAUACAUACACACAGACUGCUGAAUACAUACAGACUGCUGAAUACACACAUUGCUGAAUACACAUACAGACAGACUGCUAAAUGCACACACACACUCACAGAAUGCUGAUUACACACAGACAGAGUGUUUGUGUGUACACACAGACUGCUGAAUACAUACACACAAACACUGACAACGCAUUGAGGGGUGCAGUGUAUGUGUUUGUAUGUACGGGUGCGUGUGGGGGGGAGGUGCUGUGUGUGUGAAAGGGGUGCUGUGUGGGGGGGGAGGUGCUGUGUGUCUGAGAGGGGUGCUGUUUGUGGGGGAGGUGCUGUGUGUGUGAGAGGAGUGCUGUGUGAGUGUGGGGGGGUGCUGUGUGUGUGGGAGGAGUGCUGUGUGUUUGAGAGGUGUGUGUGUGGGAAGUUGCUGUGUGUGAGGGGGGCUGUGUGUGAGAGGGGUGCUGUGUGGGGGGGAUGCUGUGUGUGGGGUGCUGUGUGUGCUGUGUGUGUGGAGGUGCUGUGUGGGGUGCUGUGUGGGUGGUGUGUGUGUGUGUGGGGGGGUGCUGUGUGUGUGGGUGGGGUGCUGUGUGUGUGGGGGGGGUGCUGUGUGUGUGUAGGGGUGCUGUGUGUGGGGGGUGGUGCUGUGUUUGUGGGGGGCAUGCUGUGUGUGUGGGGGUACUGUGUGUGUGGGGGGAGGUGCUGUGCAUGUGAAAGGGGUGCUGUGUGUGUGGGGGAGGAACUGUGUGUGUGAGAGUGGUGCUUUGUGUGUGGGAGGUGCUGUGUGUGGGGAGGAAGGUGCUGUGUGUGAGAGGGAUGCUGCUGUGUAUGAGAGGGAUGCUGUGUGUGUGAGAGGGGUGCUGUGUGUGUGGGGGGCUGCAGUGGGUGUGGGGGGUGUAGUGUGUGUGUGUGGGGGGGUGCUUCAGGUAGCAAAUGUAUUAAUAAAAUCUUUAUCUCCCCCUCUCUUUGGUGAAUGAGAGGGGGAGAUAAGUUCCCCCCGGAACUUACCUGAAUCCAGCAAUGAUGUCCAGCGGUGCAGAGUCAGGCUCCACCCACGUUCCUCUCCCGUCAGCGGGUGGGGGAGACCUAACCCGCGGCAUUGGUCACACUAACAUUAGGAUUUCCCCAUAGGAAAGCAUUAAAGGAACACUAUAGCGUUAUAUACAAAUACGUAUUUCUAACGCUAUAGAGCACUAGCAUUUAUGUCAGUUUACCCUUUCAAUUCUUUGGGCAGACACGCUUCCUUUUUGGGCAUGUUUGUCCAUUUCGGAAGUUCUGGUGGUAUGGAAGAUGGAAGCAUGAAUUAAAGAGAGAUUGGCAUAUUUUAAGAGAAUCUAAAUUUUUUUUUAUAGCUGCAUCCUAUGAGUUUCCCUCCGGCAACAUCUCCACCAGAUACAUAACGCUUGAGAGGUAUGACUGUUUUAGGUCAAUAAGAUUCUGUAAUUAGGCUCCUCAUAAUUGUCAGCACCAGGCCCACUGGGCUCUUAAUCUGGCCCUGGUUGUAAUGCAAAUCCAUCCGGGUUUGGGAAGACGGUUAUGUUCCUGUUGUAUAAAUAUGCCAUAGAAAAUACUGCAUUACUCAAUGUAUCCAUUGUGCGAUUUUUGUCCAGCUGCCGUUCCUCUAUAUGGACAGACAACAAAUCAAGAAACUCCAUUGGCGUCCAUUUCUAGUGAAGUCAACUCUAUUUCUGAAACUGAUACAACACCGGAAUCACCAUCCAGCAAUGCGCUAAUUCCAGUCAAUAAUGUCAGUACAACGGCACCAGAUACAACAACGGAACCCCAGAAUAACCCAGUGGAUCCUACCGGGAAAGGAGACAUUACUGAACCCGAUACCAACCUACCUGACCUAACAUCUACCAUCAGCACCACUCUAGAACGUGAUACCACAGAGGGCACCAGUACCAACCUACUUGACCUAACAUCUACCACCAGCACCAUUACAGAACCUGAUACCAACCUACCUGACCUAACAUCUAAUACCAGCAUUAUUACAGAACCUGAUACCAACCUACCUUACCUAACACCUAAUAACAGCAGCAGUACAGAAACUGAUACCAUCCUACCUGACCUAACACCUAAUACCAGCACCAGUACAGCACCUGAUACCACAGAGGGCACCAGUACCAACCUACCCGACCUAACACCUAAUACCAGCACCAGUACAGUUACCACAGAGGGCACCAGUACCAAUCUACCUGACCUAACAUCUAAUACCAGCACCAGUACAGAUACCACAGAGGGCACCAGUACCAAUCUACCUGACCUAACAUCUAAUACCAGCACCAGUACAGCACCUGAUACCACAGAUAGCACCGGUACCAACCUACCCGACCUAACAUCUACCAUCAGCACCAUUACAGAACCUGAUACCAACCUACCUGACCUAAUAUCUAAUACCAGCACCAGUACAGAACCUGAUACCAUGGAGGGCACCAGUACCAACCUACCUGACCUAACAUCUAAUAUCAACAUUAGUACAGAACCUGAUACCAUGGAGGGCACCAGUACCAACCUUCCUGACCUAACAUCUACCAUCAGCACCAUUACAGAACCUGUUAGCAACCUACCUAACCUAACAUCUAAUACCAGCACCAUUACAGAACCUGAUACCACAGAGGGCACCAGUAACAACCUAUCUGACCUAACAUUUACCACCAGCACCAUUACAGCACAUGAUACCACAGAGGGUACCAGAACCAACCAACCUGACCUUACAUCUACCACCAGCACCAGUACAGCACCUGAUACCACAGAGGGCACCAGUACCAACCAACCUGACCUAACAUCUACCACCAGCAAAACUACAGAACCUGAUACCAACCUACCUGACCUAACACCCAAUACCAGCACCAUUACAGAACCUGAUAUCACAGAAGGCACCAGUACCAGCCUACCCGACCUAACAUCUAAUUCCAUAACCACUACAGAAUCUGAUACCACAGAGGGUAUGGAUACCAACCUACCUUAUAUAACACCUAAUACCAUCACCACUAAAGAAUUUGAUACCACUGAGGUCACCAGUAGAAUCCUUCCUGAACUAACAUCUACCACCAGCACCAUUACAGAACCUGAUACCACAGAGGGCACCGGUACCAACCUACCCGACCUAACAUCUAAUAUCAUCACAACUGCAGAACCUGAUACCACAGAGGGCACCGGUACCAACCUACCCGACCUAAAAUCUUAUACCAUUACCACUACAGAACCUGAGACCACAAAGGGCACCAGUACCAACCUACCUGACCUAACAUCUAAUGCCAUCACCACUCCAGAACCUGAUACCACAAAGGACAACAGUAUCCAUGUAACUAGUGACUCCAUUAUGGAUUCAGCUUUUGAUACAAGUGUCUCUUCCAAAACCGCAGAACCUGUUGGCACUGAAACAACCACUCACACCGACAUUCCAAAUAAAUCAACAUCUGACAGUGCGGCUGAGCUUACUACCACUAUGACAACUAAUACCGAGCUCACAACCUGUACAUUUACUAAUACUGAGCCUACCAGUGCUAUAACUGAUACAGUGCUUACUGCCAGUAAUCUAACUAAUACUGAGCUCACUACCAGCAUGAUGACUAUUACCGAGCUCACAACCUGUACUGUAACUGAGACUGAGCUUACUACCAGUACUAUGACUGAUACCGAGCUCACUACCAGUACUAUGACUGAUACCGAGCACACUACCAGUGCUAUAACUGAUACCAAGCUCACUACCAUUACUAUGACUGAUACAGAGCACACUACCAGUACUAUGACUGAUACCGAGCACACUACCAGUACUAUAACUGAUACCGAGCUCAAUACCAGUACUAUGACUGAUACCGAGCUCACUACCAGUACUAUGACUGAUAUCGAGCACACUACCAGUACUAUGACUGAUACCGAGCACACUACCAGUGCUAUAACUGAUACCAAGCUCACUACCAUUACUAUGACUGAUACCGAGCACACUACCAGUACUAUGACUGAUACCGAGCACACUACCAGUGCUAUAACUGAUACCGAGCUCACUACCAGUACUAUGACUGAUACCGAGCACACUACCAGUGCUAUAACUGAUACCGAGCUCACUACCAUUACUAUGACUGAUACCGAGCACACUACCAGUACUAUGACUGAUACCGAGCACACUACCAGUACUAUAACUGAUACCGAGCUCACUACCAGUACUAUGACUGAUACCGAGCUCACUACCAUUACUAUGACUGAUACCGAGCUCACUACCAUUACUAUGACUGAUACCGAGCACACUACCAGUACUGUGACUGAUACCGAGCUUACUACCAGUACUAUUACUGAUACCGAGCACACUACCAGUACUAUGACUGAUACCGAGCACACUACCAGUACUGUGACUGAUACCGAGCUUCCUACCGGUACUAUAACUGAUACCGAGCACACUACCGGUACUAUAACUGAUACCGAGUUCACUACCGGUACUAUGACUGAUACCAAGUUCACUACAGGUACUAUAACUGAUACCGAGCUCACUACCAGUGCUAUAACUGAUACCGAGCUCACUACCAGUACUAUGUCUUAUACUGAGCUCACUCCCGGUGCUAUAACUGAUACCAAGUUCACUAUCAGUGCUAUAACUGAUACCAAGCUCACUACUAGUGCUAUAACUGAUACAGAGCUCACUACCGGUAAUAUGACUGAUACCAAGCACAGUACCAGUACUAUGACUGAUACCGGGCUCACUACCAGUACUAUAACUGAUACAGAGCUCACUACCAGUACUAUUACUGAUACCGGGCUCACUACCAGUACUAUGACUGAUACCAAGCACACUACCGGUAUGAUAACUAAUACAGAGCUUGCAACUUGUACUGUAACUAAUACUGCACUCACUACCAGUACUAUAAAUGAUACCGAGCUCACUACCAGUGUUAUAACUAAUACCGACUUCAGCACCAGAAUAACUAAUACCGAGCUCACAACCUGUGUAAUAAUUGAUACCAAGCUCACUACCAGUAUAAUAACUGAUACUGAGAUCGCUACCAGUACUAUAGCUGAUACUGAGCUCAUGACCAGUACAAAAACUGAUACUAAUUACGGUCUUAUAUCAGACACCGAUCUCACUACUGCAUUGAGAACGUAUGAUACAACUGAGCAAACCAGUUAUCAUACUAGUAAUGAGAUUUCCAGCAUGAUGACUAAUGAUACAGCUAAUACUCAGCGUGACUUGGUAACUAAUAUGAUGACUCAAGCACCUGCCACCAUAAUAGGUGAUAUAACUGCAUCAAUUGCUAAUAUGACCGAUAACCAAACUGCUACCAGCCUAACCAUUAGUAAUUCAUCUCAACCUGCUACCAGUCUGGUAACGAACACUAUCACCAGUACCACAACAAUUAAUAAAAACAAUCAAAUAGUAUCCAAUAUCUAUAAACCUAUAUACGAUCUAACAAUUGAUCUUACAAAUUACGGUGCUGAUGGGUCUACCACUGCCGUGAUAACUACCACUGACCAUAUAACAACAAACACUACAAGCUCUACUGAGGCCAGUCUUGUAACUAAUAGUACCAAUCAGUUAACUUACACUCCUAGUGGACCUAGUACUAGUCUAAUAACUAAUUCUACUAAUAAAGCUAUUACCGAGUCAAUUACAAAUACUAACAGUGAGAUUACUACCCAUCAGUUAAUAAAUACCACUAGUGAACACGGUACCAGUCUCAUAACUAAUGGCUCAAAUAGUAGUAUUACCAUCCACACAUCAUAUACAUCCAAUGACACUACAACCCGUGGGUUAUAUAAUAAUACAAGUGAUCACAGUACCAGCCACACAACAAAUACUGAAUUCACAAAAAAUCUGGUAACUCACACUUCUAGUGAGUCUACAAGUAGUCUUGUCAUAGAUGCUAGUAGUGUCAAAUCUAAUGAUAUGUAUGAACCCAGCAACAAUCUGAUAACUAAUGCUACAAGUGAACCCAGCAGCAAUCUGAUAACUAAUGUUACAAGUCAACCCAGCAGCAAUCUGAUAACUAAUGUUACAAGUGAACCCGGCAGCAAUCUGAUAACUAACGUUACAAGUGAACCCAGCAGCAAUCUGAUAACUAAUGUUACAAGUCAACCCAGCAGCAAUCUGAUAACUAAUGUUACAAGUGAACCCAGCAGCAAUCCGAUAACUAAUGUUACAAGUGAACCCAGCAGCAAUCUGAUAACUAAUGUUACAAGUGAACCCAGCAGCAAUCUGAUAACUAACAUUACAAGUGAACCCAGCAGCAAUCUGAUAACUAAUGUUACAAGUGAACCCGACAGCAAUCUGAUAACUAAUGCUACAAGUGAACCCAGCAGCAAUCUGAUAACUAAUGUUACAAGCGAACCCAGCAGCAAUCUGAUAACUAAUGUUACAAGUGAACCCGACAGCAAUCUGAUAACUAAUGCUACAAGUGAACCCAGCAGCAAUCUGAUAACUAAUGUUACAAGCGAACCCAGCAGCAAUCUGAUAACUAAUGUUACAAGUGAACCCAGCAGCAAUCUGAUAACUAACAUUACAAGUCAACCCAGCAGCAAUCUGAUAACUAAUGUUACAAGUGAACCCGACAGCAAUCUGAUAACUAACGUUACAAGUGAACCCAGCAGCAAUCUGAUAACUAAUGUUACAAGUGAACCCAGCAGCAAUCUGAUAACUAAUGUUACAAGUCAACCCAGCAGCAAUCUGAUAACUAAUGCUACAAGUGAACCCAGCAGCAAUCUGAUAACUAAUGUUACAAGUCAACCCAGCAGCAAUCUGAUAACUAACGUUACAAGUGAACCCAGCAGCAAUCUGAUAACUAAUGUUACAAGUCAACCCAGCAGCAAUCUGAUAACUAAUGUUACAAGUGAACCCAGCAGCAAUCUUAUAACUAAUGUUACAAGUGAACCCAGCAGCAAUCUGAUAACUAAUGUUACAAGUGAACCCAGCAGCAAUCUGAUAACUAAUGUUACAAGUGAAACCCAGCAGCAAUCUGAUAACUAACGUUACAAGUCAACCCAGCAGCAAUCUGAUAACUAAUGUUACAAGUGAACCCGGCAGCAAUCUGAUAACUAAUGUUACAGGUCAACCCAGCAGCAAUCUGAUAACUAAUGUUACAAGUGAACCCGGCAGCAAUCUGAUAACUAAUGUUACAAGUCAACCCAGCAGCAAUCUGAUAACUAAUGUUACAAGUGAACCCAGCAGCAAUCUGAUAACUAAUGUUACAAGUCAACCCAGCAGCAAUCUGAUAACUAAUGCUACAAGUGAACCCAGCAGCAAUCUGAUAACUAACGUUACAAGUGAACCCAGCAGCAAUCUAAUAACUAAUGUUACAAGUCAACCCAGCAGCAAUCUGAUAACUAACGUUACAAGUGAACCCAGCAGCAAUCUGAUAACUAAUGUUACAAGUCAACCCAGCAGCAAUCUGAUAACUAACGUUACAAGUGAACCCAGCAGCAAUCUGAUAACUAAUGUUACAAGUGAACCCAGCAGCAAUCUGAUAAUUAAUGUUACAAGUGAACCCAGCAGCAAUCUGAUAACUAAUGUUACAAGUGAACCCAGCAGCAAUCUGAUCACUAAUGUUACAAGUAAAUUUAGCACUGGUUUUAUAACACAAACUACAGAGGAACUCAGAACCACUCUGUUACGUAAUACUACAGGUGAACUCAGCACCAAUCAAUUAACUAAUACUAUAAGUAUUCUGAAUACUACAAAUGAACCUCGCACCAGUAUGGUAAUCAAUACUGCAAGUCAACCUAUGACCGGUCAAGCGACUAACAAUACAAGUGAACCCAGCAAGAAUUACAUAAAUAAUGCUACAGGUGAACUCAGUAUUAAUCAAAUAACUAGUACUACAAGUGAAUCUACAAGUCUAGUACCUAAAGGUACAGGUGAACCCGGCACUAGCUUGGAACCGUAUUCUAUUAAAGAACUCAGCACCAGUUCAGUCAGUGAUAUGAGAAGUAAUUAUUCUGCUAAUCUGACACCCAGUACUACAGACACAUCUGGUUUUGCUACCAAUAAAGAUGGGAUAAUUGUAUCCAAGGACAUGACUUCCACAGGAUUUACUGGUGAGUCAUAUCAUGAAACUAGUCUGUAAUAAUUAGUGAUACAACAAAAGCAGUGGCAAAACUUCUACUUUUCUGACAUGGUUUAGUGCAGCAUAUAUUAUAAUUCUUUAUACUCUGCUGAUUAAUAGAACAUUCAUUUUGGGGAGAAUGUAUAGAUAAAUCAGGAAUGUUGCUGGGUGGUAAAAAUACCAGGGGCUCCAGCCCAAGGGUGAAUUUUAUGGCCAUGCUAGAUUAACCAUGCACGCCCAUAGCAUUAACUCCAAACAUGCAACAAUAAACCUGCACCCACUGCAUUAAAACCAUGCACCGAUAGUAAUAACCUCACGCUGCUCUGUAUUAACUCCAACUAUGGUGCAUUGAAGCAGCACUGUUACAACGAUGAUUUAACACAUAACAAAAGGCAAAGCUUUUAAUAUCAGCAACAGACUUGGGGUUACUGUUUUAAUAUUAUUGGAUAAGCUUUUAAAAUAAUGUUUAAACAUAUUAAAAUAUCAAAAUAUACCAUGUAAAUGGAAAAAAAAAUCAAUAUAUAACAAAAAUAUUGACAUAUUUUCAUAAUGGUUAAUUAUCUUUAAAAUUCAUCCAAAAAUAUUAAAUCAUCUGAAAAGGACUUCCAACAAUAUUAAAUUGAGAUGAAAGAGUUCUUAAAAUGAGGUUCGGGGAUUUUCAGCGGUCCACCCCAGAUAAGGCUCUCCAGCAAAGUCCUUGUGGACAAGCAAGAUUUAAUGGUUAUUAAUUUAUGUGAAAUAUGCAUUAAUUAAUCUUAUCCUAUUAUUAAAAUUCUUCCUAUUUUCUUAAUGUAGAAAGAACAUAUUUGAAACUAAACAUUAAGAGCACAAUUUCUUCAGAGAUAAACAUUACGAAGACAGUUGAUGAAUUUAUCCAACAGGUAUCUGGUUUUUACAUUUGUGAGAUUUAAGGAUUUACAGAUUAUUUAAUUUUUUUUCCUGCAGAGGUAUUUGGAAUAUUUCUUGGUGCAAUGCUGACACCAUGUGGCAAAUAUAUGUGUUUACUCCAAGUACUCAAUUUAACCCCUUAAGGACGGAGCCAAUUGUGAUCAAAACAAAACGUAAACAAAACCUGGAAUUUGCGCUAUAUGCCUGUUCAACCGUAAUUAACCUCUUUCAAAUUAAAUCAUUUUGUUCAGGAGAAACAGGGCUUUCAUUUCAUAUCAAAUAGGUAUAUAUGAAACAUCAUUGAAUGUGAAUAAAAUCUAAAAAUGUAUGAGAAUUUAAGAAAAUUUGUUAUUUCUCAAGUUCUGCAUUACAUUUUAACUGUGAAUGUCAUAAUACUGUUAGAUUUUACUGCAAGAAAAUACACAUAUUUGUAUUCAGCAAUGUCUCAUGAGUACCACAGUACCCCCCAUCUACAGGUUUUAUGAGUUUUUGGAAACUUACAGAGGUCAAAUAUAGGGCUUUCCCCUUUUUCCAUUGAAAUUUGCCAGAUUGGUUUGCUGGGCCUAUGUUGCCUUUGAGAUGGUAUGGUAGCCCAGGGAUGAAAAUUAACCCAAUCUUGACAUACCAUUUGUAAAAGUAGACAAUCCUAGGUAUUCAAAAUGGGGUAUGUCCAGUGUUUUUUAGUAGCCACUUAGUCACAAAUGCUAGCCAAAGUUAGCGUUUAUAUUUGUUUUUUGCAUUUAUUUACACAAAAACUGCAUUUUUACUGACAAUUUCAUCUUCGUGAUACGUUUUACUGUUUUAUAACACACAUGUUUGUGUUCAGCGAAAUCUCCCAAGUACAAUAGUACCCCCCAUGUCAAGGUUGUGUAGUGUUUUGGAAAGUUACAGGGAUAAACAUUGGACUUGCAAAUUAAAUUCUCUGGACUUGCUGCCUGGGUUCUCAGGCUGGUCCCUCAAAUUAUAAAUGAUAAAAUGACUUAAUUAUGUAAAAAUAGUACGUAAAUAUACACAUAGAAUUUAAAUAUAUAUACAUAUAUAUGUAUUUAAAUCCUACAUGUAAAUUCACGGACCACGUCAGGGAUGCCCUUUGGCCCCCCUGUUAUAUGUUCUCUCUAUUGAACCUCUUGCUGCAUACAUUAGGAAGUCCAUAAAUAUUUCAGGAAUACCAACAGGUCACGCUAAACAAAAAAUAACAUUAUUUGCGGACAAUAUAAUAUUAACUCUUACUCACCCAGAAACCUCUAUUCCUUUUACAAUGAAGUGUAUAGAUAAUUUUAGUCGUCUCUCAAAUUACAAAAUAAAUUUGCACAAAAAAAAAAAUUAAACGAAACCUAACUCAAGAUCAGGUAAAACUAAUCAAAUCAAAAUAUAAAUAUAAUUGGGAUGUACAAACAAUACAUUAUCUAGGAACUAUAAUACAUUUUGAUACAGAAUUAUGGGUAGAUUUAAAUUAUUUUAAAUUAUAUAGAGAUUUCAAAGAUCAGAUCAAAAAAUGGGAAAAUCAAACACUCUCCUGAAUGGGUAGAUUAAAUACAAUAAAGGCAUAUUUGGUUCCGAAAUUAGAAUAUUUAUUUUAAACAAUUCCAAUAAGAGUAUCAAAUAAAUUUUUUAAAUGUUCGAUAAUUUGUUGUAUUCUUUCGUGUGGUUCGACAAAAAGACAAGAAUAAAUAGAAAAAUAAUGAUGACACACUUAAAAGAAGGAGGAUUAUCCUUUCCCAAUAUUCAGUUGAUUCACAACUCAAUAAUGUUCUCCCAUUUUUUAGAAUGGGGCAAAAUAAAAUCUAGGGAGAAAAUAUGGUAUAAGAUAAAGAAAGACCAGUGUGUAGGAAUAGACCCCUUUCUUUUUUUUUGGCUCGAUAAUAAAAUGUUUAAAAAAUCUGAAAAUAGAUCAUUUAAUUAUAUUACAAAUGUUUAAAUCAUUCGACCCGAUAAAAAAAAAAUUUCUUGUUCAAAAAUCAAGUUUUGAGUAAAGCCCCUUUGGAAAUAAUCUAAUUAUAUAUAAGAGAUCUGAAUUUAACCAAAUGGCUAAGGAAAAAUAUUGUAAUGGUUGGUCAAUUAGGAUUUAACAAUUCUCCUAAUACAAUUUGCCCAAUAGUGAGAGAUUUACAUACAUAAGAAUUAUCAAUUUUCUUAGAACAAUACAAAUAAUAGAUCAGUCUCCUUUGGAUACGAUCCUAUAUGGACCACAACUUUUAAAAUCUUCCAAAAUCAGACGGAUUAUUUACAAAAAUACUCCAGAAAGUAAAAUAAAUACCAUCUUAAAAUGGGAGGAAGAUUUAGAUAUUACUUAUCCUUAUAAUCUAUGGAUGGACUCUAUAGAUUACUUUAAGAAAUCAAUACACUGUCUAAAUAUCUCAGAAAUUGUUUACAAAAUCGUAACUAAUUGGUAUUUAGUCCCUUCUAGAUUAUGCAACUAUAAGUUACAUUAUACAAAUCAAUACUGGAGAUGUAAUAGGGAAAUUGGGACAUUGAAACAUAAAUGGUGGGACUGUCCCAAUCUAAGUCCCCCCCUCUCCUAUAUUUCCCCAGUACAUAACCCGACCAACACCUUAUAUUAAAUUGGAUGUUCUUUCAUGUAUGUGGAUUGUUUGUACUUUACAUGACACUGUGAGCCUCAUAAUACUGAUAAUUACAGCAAAUUUUGACAGUUUAAGGGAACUAUAAUCUAUAAUGUAUUUUUACUCUAGAAAUUCGCUUUUCUUUUCACACUGCCACCAUAAAUUUUUGUAUCUAAUUAUGUUAUGUUUACUUCAGAAAUCUAAACUGAUUAAGACGCUAUGAACCACAUUAGAAAGGAUUAGAUUUUAGACUGUAUUGUUUUUGUAUAGUAUUGUAUGUAUUUAAUUAUGUUACGUUUGUGUCAGAAAUUCAAUUUCGGAAAAUGUAUAAGAACCGGCUUGUUUAAUGAUACGAUUUCUGACUGUUAUGUAUUUUUUAUAUCAAACUACAAUAACAAUUAUUUAUUUAUUUAUGUAAUUAUAUCUGUAAUCUAUAUGUAUAUAUAUUUCUUAUAAUUUUUAUAUAUUUAUAUAUAUAGAUAUAUAUAUAUAUAAUUUCAUUCUAAGUAUAUUUUGAUAACUAUAUAUAUAUAUAUAUAUAUAUAUAUAUAUAUAUAUAUAUAUAUAUAUAUAUAUAUAUAUAUAUAAAUAUAUAUUAAUAUGAAAAUACUUUUAGAAUGAAAUUCCAUAUAUAUAUAAUUUUUUAAAACUUUUAUAUUAUUAUUUAAUUAAUUCAUCUUUAAAUGUAUUUAUUUUAAUUUUAUUAAUAUAUAUAUAUAUAUAUAUAUAUAUAUAUAUACAUAAUAUAUACAAUUACUGUAUGUAUAAUAUAUAUAUAUAUAUAUAUAUCUAUCUAUAUAUAUAUAUAGAUAGAUAUAUAUAUAUAAAUAUAAAACUAUCCACAAAGUCCUUGCACUCUGGCUCCAAAAAACGUUUAGACCGGGUGCUCAAAAUCAGGGGGAAUUUUACAUACCAGUAGAUAGUGAUUAGCACUCACGGAUUUCCAAAAGUAGAUUAAAAAAUAAAGUUUAUUAAUCCAUAUAUUAAAAAGGCUAUUUCGACGUUUCAGUCCUCUUAUGGGACUUUCUUCAGGAAAUUGUAUAUGUAACUCCAUAAUAAGUGUAUUUUGAUAAAUAUAUAUAUAUAUAAAACUAUCAAUAUAAAAAUACACUUAUUAUGGAUUAUAUAUAUAUAUAUAUGUACAUAUAUAUAUAUAUAUACAUAUAUAUAUAUAUAUAUAUUUUUUUUUACUCUGAUUGUUGCAUUACCAUUUUUUUAUAUUUCCUGACCAGCAGAGGGACUGCCUGUCAGUUAGGCAGCCCCCCUGCAGGCAGCUGCAUAGGCAGCUGCAUAGGCAGCUAUGCCUGCCAUGUGAUCGCUCUUUCAGGCAGUGAGUACUAUGGGUAACCCGACUGGUUACCUCCACUAUUUCCCUUCUUUACAACACUGACUAUUUAUUUUGUACACAUGGUUUUACAGACACAGAACUCUACAUUGGGUCUCCAACACAAACAAUAGGGGUUUCAAUCCCAAGAAGCUGAAGGGGGAGGGAGGAAGGACAAUGCAUCUAGGUUAAAUUGGGCUGGCAGUGUCUCUGUGGCAACGUCCUGCUGUGACAGGUAAAGGGAGGGGGAAAGGAGGGGAGACACAGACAGCAAUACAUUUCACUUCUAUACUUUUCAGAGCUGCUGCAUAUACAGGCACAAUACAUGAAAGGCAUAUAAAUAUAUGGGAAACACAGAGGGACCAUACGAUACAAGGGGAAAACAGACAAAUAUGCAGUGGGCAUGGUACUUAAUGAUGGCGGUCCGUCACAAAGCCGUUAGGGCAUUCUAUGCCGCCGUGACGGCUUUAAAGCCCAUUAUAAUGCGGACGGCAUAGAAUGCCCUAAAGGCGUUAAGGGGUUAAAAUGGUUAUUAGCGUAUGUUUGUAUUGUUGUGGUACAAUUCUGCCAUUAAGCAGUAAAUUCAUGCAUUACAUUUGAAUAGUAUCUGCUUUACAAUAAGGGUUAUUUAUUAAACUGAGAAUUGUUGGGGAAUCAAAGUAAAUUAAAAGUGGAUUUUAAAUCUGAGGCUAAAGUAAUGGAAUUUAGCUGACUUAGAUUUUGGCUUUAAAGGCACCCAGACCACUAUAGCUGAUUGAAGUGGUUUGGGUGCUGUGCUCUGUCCCUUUAACCCAGCAAUUAUAAUUAUUAAAACAUUCAAUACUGGAGCGCUUAAGAUGAAACAAUCUAUAGGGGCAAAAAUAGAUUUAAUUUAAAUUAUAAAUAUAUUAAUUAUAAAUACAAUACCAGCUACCACACUUCAAAGUGAUCCCUUCACCACAUGUCAAUUCAAGAAAAAAAUAAUAUUGUGAAGUGGAGCGGUCUUUAACUGCAAUACACCCCUAUCCCACAUGCAGUACAAUUAGCAAGUUAAAAUAUACUUAUACUUCUUGCUCAAUGGUAUCUCAAUUGUUGUUCAGCAUAUACAAAAGGAAAAUAGAAAUGAACAUAGAACAGAUCUGUUAUAUUAACUUGCACUUCUAUAAAUAGUGCUAAAAAUCACAUAUACCGUAUUUAUCGGCGUAUAACACGCACCGGCGUAUAAUACGCACCUCAUUUUAAGAAGGAAAUUUCAGGGAAAAAAAACUUAAAGGACCACUAUAGUGCCAGGAAAACGAGUAUGUUUUCCUGGCACUAUAGUGGUCCUUUAAGUUUUUUUCCCCUAAAAUUUCCUUCUUAAAAUGAGGUGCGUGUUAUACACCCUCAGGGACCCCCUCCCGCUGGGCUCUGGAGAGAGGAAGGGGUUAAACACUUACCUUUCUCCAGCGCCGGGUGGGGAGCUGUACUCCUCCUCUCCUCCUUGCUCGCGACGUCAUCGGCUGAAUGCGCAUGCGCGGCAGGAGCCGCGCGCGCAUUCAGCCGGUCGCAUAGGAAAGCAUUUACAAUGCUUUCCUAUGGACGCUUGCGUGCUCUCACUGUGAUUUUCACAGUGAGAAGCACGCAAGCGCCUCUAGCGGCUGUCAAUGAGACAGCCACUAGAGGCUCUGGAGGCUGGAUUAACCCUCACUAUAAACAUAGCAGUUUCUCUGAAACUGCUAUGUUUAUAAAAAAAGGGUUAUCCUAGAGGGACCUGGCACCCAGACCACUUCAUAAAGCUGAAGUGGUCUGGGUGCCUAGAGUGGUCCUUUAAAUUUCAAAUAAAGAACUUCUUACCCCUUUUCUUACCCCUCCUCCCCUCUUACUCCCCUUUUCUACUUCCCCUCCCCCUCUUCUUACUUCCUCCCCUCUACCUCUUUCUUACCUCUUCUACCCCCUUUCUACCCUCCCCUCUUUCUUACUCCCCUCUUACCCCCUUUCUUACUCCCUCCCCCUUCUACUUCCUCCCUCUACUCUCUUUCUACUUCCCCCUCUUCUACCUCUUCUUACCCUCCCCUCUUGUUACCCCCUCUUCUUAUCCUCCCUCCCCUUCUACUCUCCCUCUCUACUUCCCCACUCUUUUCUAUUUUCUUUUGAAUAGUGCCGUUGCUGUUCAAGCAGGUUGCCGCGCCGAGGUGAUAGAGGUGUGUGCACCUUCCUGUCAGUUCGACCGGGUACAGGAAACAGAAACUCCUGUUCCACGCGGAACAGGAGUUUCUGUUUCCUGUACCCGGUCGGACUGACAGGAAGGUGCACACUGAGCGUGCACCUUCCUAUCAGUCCGGCCGGCCACCGCGGACAGCAGAGCGGCUCGGCCACGCUACAGGGGAGGUGAGUACCAACUGCAGCCGCCUGAGCGCUCUUGACAGAGCGCUCAGGCGGCUGCAGUAUUUAAAGGGCCGGCGUAUAACACGCACCCACAAUUUCUCCCCUAUUUCGGGGAGAAAAAGUGCGUGUUAUACGCCGAUAAAUACGGUACUUGUCAAAUCAGCUGAAUAUUAACAAGUUUAUUACAAUCAUAAAACAGAUAUCAAAGUUAAAAAGCAAGAUAUAAUAACAAUUAAAAUACAGAUACAGGACAAAUCACUGUUUAGUUAACAUGUCACAAACAGCUCAUUGUGCAUCACGUAGCAAAUGUCUAGAGAUGGCUACAAAGCAAAUGGCUGCUUACUAGAAUUGUUGGUGAGUAUAACGGUAUGUGUGCCCGUUUACUCACAGUCUGGCUUUCCCACACUGGGAGAUGUCUCCUGUGUUAAGGGGUUGAGGGAGGUCUGAUGGAGUUCCUCUAUGUUGCCGCUCGGGUGCCGUCCAGUUCAGCGUGUAAUUCAGCUUUGCCGCUCUCAGAACGCCCGGCUUCCAAAUAGGCUCCGCCCCCUUUCUCAACGUGCUUCCGUGUUGUCUACGCGUUUCUCCGUUCACAGACGGCUUCGUCAGGACGUCAAAGUGCUUAGUCCCUCCCCAUUCUCGGAGAGUUUUUAUACACAUUCUCCUACUUAUAUUCAUUGUUUUUAGGUGCAUCACAUUUACAUAUGUAUGAAAUUCGGAUCAGCAGAUCAAUUGUUACACCAUUCAUACCUAUUUCAUCCCUACAUGGACAUCAUAUACUUCCAACAGAAAUGCCCCUAUUUAUCAACAAAUCUAUACAUACUAUAAAUACAAUAAUUAAAAUAAUUAAAAUUAUACAGUUUAAAUCUGAAUCACAACUGAAUCAUCAUAUAUAAUACAUGGAGGGAAAGAAAAGAGAGCAUAUGUUAGUAUAUAUUCAACACCAUAAAUAUAAUUUACCUCUAUGGUUUUGCAAUAGUAGUGACUCUUAAAGUGACACAGUGAUAAUAUCAAAGUGGAACAAAGUGACAUAGUGAAAGGGUACACUCUGAGUGGAUAUCUGAACUUUUGUAGAAGAAAUAUAUCUCCCAAAAUUAAAUAAAUAACGAAAAUUAAAUGAGAAUAAAAAUAAAUAUAAAAAUAAAUAAAAAUAAAAAUAACAUGAAAAUUAUAAAAUUUAUAAAAAAUGACAGAUCUCAAAGUCAUUAUUCAUUCCAUUAGGAAUGAGAGUAUUCAGUUCAAAUAUCCAUCUCAUUUCUAUACGGCCUAAAUUCUGGAUCAGAUUCCCUCCUCUCCAGUCACUUUUAACCUGUUGAAUCCCUAUAAAAUUUAAAAGGGGGGGGGGGUCAGAAUUAUGAAAUUCUUCAAAAUGUAGGGAAACCUGGUGUAAUUGAUAUUUUUUCUUAAUAUUAUAUGUGUGCUCACAUAUUCUAGUUCGUAAUUGUCUAGUGGUACGGCCUAUAUAUCUCAAGCCACAUGGACAAAGUAACAUAUAAAUUACAUUUUUCGUUUGACACGUUAUGAGUUCUUUUAUCUUGUAUGUGUUUCCAUUGGCUUUAAAUUCUUUAAUGUUCUGUUUACCACUGUCCGUAUUACGACAGGCAUUACAAUAGCCAAACCUAAUUAAAUUUAGAUUGAUUUUUAUUUGGAAUUUUAUCUGUUAAAAUUCUUUUCAUAUUUUUCACCCCUCUAUGUACUAUUUUUGGGAUAGGUGGUAAUAAUUUUAUUAAAACUGGAUCUUUUAGUAGCCAGUGCCAAUGUUCCGAGAUGAUUUUCCUAACUAGUUUAUUCUGAGGACCUGAAAACUGACAAAUAAAGGGAACAUCAUUUUCUUGUUUCUUAUUAUUUUCUUUUCUAAUUAUAAUUAUUGCAGUUAUUGAUACACUGAAAUAAUUACCUUGCAGGGUAACUCUAUCACUAGUGGCUGUGUACCAUACAGUCAGUAGAGGCACUUCCAGGACGUUAGGUGACUUUUGGUCACCUAACUGAUGCUGGACAUCCUCACGCAUUGCAUGAGGACUUCCAGCAUCAUUCAAAUUCCUAUGGGUUAGUCUUAAUCCGAGCGUGGCCCUCAACGUCCAUGCGCAAUAGGUCCCCAAUGUCGGCUGACAUCGGGGGAGAGGGAGAGAGGCGGAGUCUGACCCAGCGUCGAUGGACAUUGGCGCUGGAUUCAGGUAAGUGACAUAAAGGUUAUUAACUCUUUCUGCACUUCUUGGGGGUGGGGGGUGCACUAUAGGUUACUAUAGCGCUAGGAAUACAACUUUGUAGCUAGCACUAUAGUUUCCCUUUAAAUGCUGUAUGUUUUAAUUUUACCAUUUAGCUAAUAUGUACAUUACAAAUAUAUAGCACAAAUUUACAUUAAUAUAAGUCUAUUUUUAUUUAUUUAUUUAUUUAUUUAUUUAGAUCAGGGAUUCCCAACCCAGCCCUAAAGAGCCAUCUACCAGUCCAGGAUUUAGGGAUUACCCUGUUACCCUUUCUAAAAACACCUUUCACACAGCUGGGUAAUCCCUAAAUCCUGGACUGGUGGGGGACCACUCAUCUAGAUUGUUCUCCCUAUUUGAGCAGGUCCCUCUUCAUCCGUUGUUUCUGUUUACAUCAAUUUUAUUUUAUUUUUUAUUUAUUUGCAUUGUGCACUUGUACAGUGCUGCAGAAUAUGUUGGGAGUGUAUAAAUGAUAAUAAUAAUAAUAGUGAUGAUAACAAUUUUAAUAUAUGAUGAGAGCAAAAAAAAAAAAUGGUUUGCCCAAAUCAACUUUUUAGGAAAAACUGAUUUGGUUCUGACGAACGACAUUUCAUCCAUUGAGUAAUUCAGUUUGUAUGACUUUUGUCCAAAAAGUUAGAUUUGUUUUCUUUUUUUAUUUGGGCAAAUCAAAUUAUGCAUUGUUAAAGGACCACUAUAGUGCCAGGAAAACAAACUCGUUUUCCUAGCACUAUAGAGUAAAUAGGUCCCCCUCACCCUCUGGGUCCCCUUCCCGCCAGGCUGAAGGGGGAGGAAGGGGUUAAAUACUUACCUUUCUCCAGCGCCGGGCUCCCUCAGCACUGGGGACUCUCCUUCUCCUUCCGACGUCAUCGUCUGAUUGCGCGCGCAUUCAGUCAGUCCAUAGGAAAGCAUUCUCAAUGCUUUCCUAUGGACGCUGGCGUCUUCUCAAUGUGAAAAUCACAGUGAGAAGCGCGGAAGCGCCUCUAGCGGCUGUCAAUGAGACAGCCACUAGAGGCUGGGUUAACCCAUAUGUAAACAUAGCAGUUUCUCUGAAACAGCUAUGUUUACAGCAAAAAGGGUUAACCCUAGAUGGACCUGGCACCUAGACCACUUAAUUGAGCUGAAGUGGUCUGGGUGCCUAUAGUGGUCCUUUAAGUUUGAUAUUUUAAAGAGCUGACAUAGUUACAGCCAAAAAAAGACGAGUCCGUCUUGAGUUUUUGCUGUUGAUCCAAAUGAAGGGCAAAAAAUUCCUUCUUGAACUCAGAAUGGCAGUACGAUUUUUUUCUGGGAUCAAUAGGCUGUUAAUAACCAAAUAAUAAAAAAAAUUAUGAAUAUUAUGGUUUUGUCAGCCCUACCUUGUUAAGAAACACAAAGAUUUGUACAGCUAGGACCAACAAUAGUAAUGCACAUAAACUGUACAGAAUGGCUAACGUUAUUGCUUUUCUAAAUAUUAAAAUAUUUUUAAAAAUCAUAUAUAUAUAAAUACAUCAGUAUAUUAAAAAUAUCACAAUAUUACUGUAUCAAAAUAUAUAUUUUUUUAAAUUAAGUGAUUUUAAAAGUUUAUCCAAAAAUCGUAUAAACGUUUAUCCACCAAUUUUAAAUCAAGGCAUAUGUUGCCUCAGAAGCCUAUGUUUGGAAGUUUAUUUUUGACUCAUUAGUUAGAAUCGUUGAUGUGGGCGAGAGAUGUUUUGUAUGAUAGCAUUCUGUAAGGAAACUUUAAUUAAUGAUCUCAAAUUGAUUUUGUCUUACAGGCAUGUCUGUUUAUUUUUCAAAAAGUUUCUGUUAAAGAUGUUCUACUGACGUGGGGACCGAACCGAACCAGCGUUAAUUGCAACUCCCUCCUGUAAAAUCUUAGUGGAUAAACACGUGUUUACUAUUCAUAUUGGAACAAGUAGAUACGAUUGGGAUGAAAACACACGAUGGAUCCAUUGCAAGUUGGUCACAGCUAUGUCGGAGUCUCCCUGUGGACUGUAGAAGGAAUUUGUCUCUGAAUCUAAACACAGGGAUUAAUAAAAACUUUCAACAGUUGCCUAUCUAUAGCUGUCCAAGUUGCCAAACUCAAGUCUUGGAUUUUUAUGUCCCAUGGCAAUAUCACCAGUCCUGAGAAAGAUGUCGCAGACUGUGGAAGGACUGUACUGGGUAACAGCCAUCAGAUUCCUCGAAGAGGCUAGCAAUCCCCAAAAAAAAAAAUGAAAUAGCAAAGGGUAUUCAUAUGAAUCUCUAGGAAAUAAAUAACAUUAAACAAGGAACACAUUGCGUGGGCUGAGCUCUGUAACAAGGCUGGGCAAUAGAAAAGCAGAUAAAAUAGUGAAAUACAAUUAGCCUGUUUGUAAUUCAGGAGGACCUAAAUUUAAAUCAUUAUAUCACAUGAGUACCAACGCUGCCCCCCCUAGUGGAUUGGUCUACAUUUGUACCAAAACCACUACAGCUUGUUACAGGAGGUAUGUUGCAAUCAGUCUUGGGGUGUUCACCCACAUUUCUAUGAUACAACAUCUGCUUUAUUGUGCUGUCUCUGAUAUGAUUAUUGCAUUGAGCAUACCUUGUGGUUAUUUGUUGUAGCUACAGUUCAGUUCUUCACAGGAAUGAGACCCGAAGUAUCUAGUCUUUGGUAAUAAAGUUCACGGUUUGUUAUAGAACACGUGGAGUUUUAUAUCAGUUACAGAAGCCAUUUUAGUUUCAGAAGCAGACAAGUGAUUUUCUAUAGAUACACAUAUCAUGCCUGUACGUCUGUUUAAUAUCAUGCUUAUUGUCAACGUGUCACAUGUAAAUACACAUUGCACUCCUUGUUUAUCUGAUUGUAUUGCAGUAUUACAGAACUAUUCACAGAAUUCGCUCAGUUUGAAAGAAACAAAUUGCUAUUUCUGUCCGUUUUGUUAACCAGCUGUUGGCUACGAGUUAGUAGGACAGCAAAGUAGAAAGCCAUCCACUUUAACUCGAUCGCCAUUAAUUCAGAUAAGAAUAUUGAUAUUAUACCUCAAUCCACAUAGACCAGGUCUCACGUUUCCGGUUCCAGAUACUCUGUGCCAUCUGACAGAUCAUCAGUUAGUUCUGCAGCUCUCCGAGCAAGAGCUAAGGCAGAAGCAGCAUGAGUAGAGGUCUCUUAGCUAAAAAAGAGGCAAUUAUGAUGAACAGAAAGCGGAAUUAGUGGGACAGCAAAAUUAUCCAAGUGAGGAGAAUGGGCAUUGGAUGCUUGGAGAGAGAUGGGUUUCCUUCAAGCCACUCAAACAUGCUCUGGCAGCAAUGAUGAUAACUGUUAAUGUUCUGGAAGCUUUGCCACGACACUAAGGACGUCCAGCUCAAUUUAUUUUGAACUUUUACAGUGUUUGUAUGGGUUCAAGCUUCGUCCCUUUUUACUUUUCUUUUCCCACCAUCUUUCUCCUUGGAAUCACUGAGCCUGGGAUUAAUGCUUGCGGGAUCACCAUGAAACUGAUUGCCUUUGGAGUGGCAUUGCAAGAGACGUGUGCAGGAAAAAGUCUUAAACUCACAUACUGGGCCAGGUGCACAUGGGAGAAUCUGCCCCUAAACACAUCAAGUGAUAAACGUCAGCCCCUAUUUUAAUGGAUAACUGUAACAAAAAAAUGUUUUAAAAGAAAAUUCAUUAUUGUGUUAUUUUUUAAUAACUCAUUAAUUAUUUUUGCAAAAUAAAGAAUACUGAAAAUUGUGAAUAUAACUCGUUCGUACAUGCCGGCCACCCCUAUUUUGUACCUCCAUCUUUCUGCUCCCAUGGUUAGCUUGAACAGCAAUCAGACCAUUUUCUGAAUGGCGACUGACCUGCUAUAGCUUGUUUUCACCCGGUGUUCUAACCACAGCAGGGCAGACUGGCAGAGUAAAAUUAAAUGGAAAAUUUACACCAUUAAAUAAAACAUUGAAAAUCACCUAAAACAGGAGAAAUAGAAACAUUGUUUCAUGUUCUGUAUGUUAUCUCUAUGCUGACUGCCAGGUGUGAAGGACAGAACUCAACGCUAAAUUCUCUGACAUUUAAGAGUUAAAUCUCUUUUGUUUCUGUUUAUGAAGCCCUAGCAACAACUCACACAGACAGCAUGAAAAAAAUUGUUUCAUUUUCAAUAAGAUGUUAGCUUGCUUUAGAAGUUUUCAUCUCCUGCUCACAUUAGG
Messenger RNA from Pelobates cultripes (western spadefoot toad), 21805 nucleotides. The record is from the annotation of a GenBank genome assembly. Lineage: Eukaryota; Metazoa; Chordata; Amphibia; Anura; Pelobatidae.